Cynoglossus semilaevis (tongue sole) is the source of this 3324-nucleotide messenger RNA. RefSeq names its product F-box only protein 7-like. Gene Ontology annotation, biological process: positive regulation of autophagy of mitochondrion. The record is from RefSeq and is a predicted model, not a curated record. Lineage: Eukaryota; Metazoa; Chordata; Actinopteri; Pleuronectiformes; Cynoglossidae. Gene Ontology annotation, molecular function: protein kinase binding. Bases 1385 to 2410 code for a protein of 341 amino acids. The transcript has a single exon.
UGUCGAGGCAGGAAGGUUAAUCACCAGUUUCUGUGGGAUUCCAACUGUUUUGUGAUGUUUGUGAUGACUUGUGAAAAACUAGCCAAUCCCAGAUCUGAAAAAUGCUGAAGCAGAGUUUGGUUGGUCAGAUGAGUAUGUUUAACUGGGCAUGGGUAGCAUGACUGUUCUGUUCAGUCUGAGCUAUCUACUCUCCUUAAACAUGAGUCUAGAACGGCUGCCAACUGGCUGCUGCACCGGCUACCCCAGCUGGCAACGGUGCAGGCAGUUUGCUUCAGAUGGAUGUGAGGACGUAAAACACAGUGGAAACCUUGGAGGGGCUGGGAUCCAGUUGACAGGCUUGGACGCUGCACAGCUGAAAGGCAACCUUUUGGUCCUCUAUGCACCUGCUGGGUACUCCUGUUUGCUCAGAUUGGUAGGCUACGGAUGAGCAGGUAGUUGGUGGGAAGAAAAGAGUAGUUGUGAAAUGUGCUGUUAAUACUUAUUCAUUUAUUAUUAAAAAAUGCAAUAUUUAGUGAUUGCAUUGUUAUCAGCUGUUGUUUGUUUAUUAAAUAAGGAUUGUUUUAAGAAUUCUAAAAACACAACUUACCAGUUAAUGUUGAUAUUUAAAAUGAUUGUUUGGCCAUAGCAUGGGAUUUUGUUUGAUGGAACAACGUGAUUGUUUAUAUAAAUCUGAUCUGUUAAGUUACCAUUGGAGACUAGAGGUAGAAGGAUAACGUCUUGUGAAAGACAUACAUGAAUGAGCCUCUGUCCAAGCAGGCUGGGCAUUGGUGUGUGGAGCUGUACACCUCCAUCAGAGUUCCUAACCUUCAACAGGUUGCAUCUUCUCUUCUGGUGGUACUAGCUUUUCACCCCUUGCAUUACUGCCAUUUAAUAGGUCUGUUUUGGAGAAUACUACCAAGUCAAAUAUUUCCUGUGAAAUGCUUAAAAAUAGUGAUGGAUUUUUAAGCACAUUCUUGAAUAUUACAGCUGUUUGAUUUAUAGGUUGUUUCACCAUCUGUUAUCGUGACACCAGCUCCAUUCUCUCCCUAUUUGAUCUUAUGUUGAGCGCAAUAAUGAGAUGUGGUCUUUGAUCCUUUGAAGUGUAACCUUAGUCACCAUUACUAUGCACAGCCAUUGUAUGAAAAGGGAGGGGCUAAGGAGGGAGAAAACAGGAUUCAGAGCAACAUUGACAGAGACCAACUGCAAUUUAACAUCACUACCAGUCGCAAGUUUCACACAGAUUGCGAUCCAACUUUGAUGCUCUGACUUAUCGGGUCUGAUCUGUGUUGUCGUACCUGAGCUUACAACUGCUGUGUCCCCCCGCCCGCCCCCCACCUCUGCAUCCUUUACCUUAAAUGCUCCCAUCUGCAGCACUGCCAGAAUAAGAAGCUGCAGGGAGACCUUGAUGACUUCCACCUCCAGCCUGGCCCAUAGCUGCAGCCCUGCAGCACCAACAGAAUCUGUGGACACAGCUGUAUGCAGGGAGGAUCAGGUUUCUGCUUCUCAGGAGCAGAUUUACCUCAUAUCAAAUGCUAGCUGUUCCAGUGAUGCUAUCAUGGUAGCCGCACACCUGCUGAUGAUGGAAUCUGGCUUCAUCUCUCAGGUCGGUGAGCUUAACAGUGGUGAAAUGCCAAUCGGAUGGAAGUUGCCAGGUGGAGUCUACAAGCUUUCAUAUUCUCAUCCUGUGUGUAACAACAGGAUGGUCAUGGUGAUAGGCAUAUGCAUGGGCCCUACCCUUGCCAUCACUGCCUCUCUGAAGGUUUGUGAAACAGUCGAUGCAGUUGGUACACUCUGCGUAAACCCCUGUACCUACGUAAUACACCAGGGGCAAGGGAACAACACAACUGUGGUGUUGCAGGACCAAACAGAACUGUUUAAAGCCUUCAGAGACCAACUGAUAUUACCGCUAGAUACUGCUGUCACAGAAAUAGCAUCGAUGCCUCUAGUAAGUCUGGAGUCCCUCCCCCCAGAGCUGCUUCUUCGUAUUGUCUGCCUCCUGGACAUCCAGUCCGUUCUGAGACUCUCCACUGUCUCCAGAUACUUAAGCUCAACCACAGUAGACCAGAUGCUGUGGAGACACCUGUACCGUAGAGACUUUGCAGAUCCAGGUUCCAGCAUUUCCCCAGACACUAAUUGGAAAGAACUUUACAAACAGUCGUACAGAUCCAGCAUUAACCAGGAACACGCUGGCCACCACAGCCUUCUGACUCCACUCCUCCGAGACUCUCGAGACAUCUUUCCCAUUCCUUUUGCCCUGCACCCCCCAAUACCUGGCAUCAUUGGAGGCAGGUAUAACCUGAGACCAAAUCUUCCCUGUGGCCUUUUUCCCUGUCCACACUACUAUCCCAUAACUACCUUGCCUCACUAUCAUGACGAUUACCCCGUGUCGGUGUAUGAAGAGUGGGACUGGAAUAUCUUUGAUUAUGAUUAAGAAAAGCUGUUAGGUCUGGAAGGAUGACGAUUCACUGCUUAUGCAAAGUUUCCUUGAACGUGAUCGUGAACAAGGCAAAUAAUGCUGUCGUUUAAUGUUUAUAUGCAUGUUCACUUUUAAAAAAAAGGGAUAAAGAAGCAGUAGUUUUGGACAUACUGUACAUACUAUAGUGUACUUUAUAUACAACUAAAAUUAUAGAGUAAGAACUGGAGGCAAAACAUGUAACUAGAUGUGACAGCCUGUGGAAUGGGAGUCGUAUAUAUAUUUUAAUAAAAUUGUAUAAUAGUUGUCCAUUUUAUAUUGAGGAAUAACAAAGCAUAGAUAGUUAGGAUAUAUAUUUCAAUACAUUCUUUAGUGUGUGAAAUGUUUUGGUUUUUUACCAAUGUUGAAAGGUGCAGUCUGUGGUUCUAGCACUGCCGUCUUAGCAUUAGACGUACUGUACUUUCAACUGCAAAUCAACAUCCAGUGCUUUCAGAAAAUGCUGAAAACGCUUCAGCUGUGGUGUUGUCUUUGUUCUUUACAAGCUGUUGCUCCUCUGCUCAUUGUCUUUAUUCAGCUACUUUUCUUUGACAUUUUAAUAUUGCACAAUCUUGUUAUUUAUUUCAAUUACUAACAGUCAUAACUCCAAAAUCAAGUUUUAUCAAGUAUUGAAGACUUUCUGCUUGCCUUAAGUGGGUCGCAAUUUUUUUUUUUGGGGGGGGGGGUCGUCUCACAUCAUGUUUCCCAGGAGUUUACGUAAAAUGACUAAUGACUUGAGUCACAAGGUUUUAUGACAUUUAAAAUAUGGGUCUCCAGAAAAAAGGUUUGGGAAACACUGGUCUAGAAUACCAGAAUUAUUACCAUAUUUGUAGUUUAGUCAAUGGAACAUUAACUUUAACAAGAACAUUUGGGCCUCCUGUAUCUAAAAAUAUGUC